AUUUAGAAAAUAGGCGAUCUUUCGAGAAGGCAGAAGAAAACAUGGGAGAUCGAUCGAGAAAGCCGUAGCAAUCACCACUUGCAUAGUUUUAUCUAAAACUUUCACGAUUCCUCCACACUCUUCUCUACUCUCAGUCUUCUCCCUAUAAAUAUCUCCUUACAUUGCUCAACUUGAUCAACGAAAAACAAAACCAAUAUCCACUUUGCAAAUUAAAGAGAUCGUAUAUAUCCUUUGAUCUAGCUUUACUUUCUGAAUUUAUUUGAUUUUGCUAAUAAUGGCUUGCACGACUGUUACAUGUUCAUCAGCUUCUCCAUUAGUGUCAAAUGUCAGUGUUGGUGGAACUUGUAAGGUAACUGCACCUUGUUCUGUUUUCUUUCCGUCCAUGCGAGGGCCAGCGUCUACGCUGGUAGCGCGAGCCACUGGAGAUAACAAAGACACAUCAGUGGACGUGCAGCAUGUCAAAAACGGUCAAGGAGGAAACAACAAAAGCACUGCUGUUGAGCAACGUCCUAGGAGGAUGGCUCUCGAUGUCUCCCCUUUCGGACUGUUAGAUCCAAUGUCACCCAUGAGAACAAUGCGGCAAAUGAUGGACACUAUGGACAGAUUAUUCGAGGAUACCAUGACAUUCCCAGGAAGGAACAGGGCAUCAGGAUCAGGGGAAAUACGUGCUCCUUGGGACAUUCAUGAUGGUGAAAAUGAAAUCAAGAUGCGAUUCGACAUGCCAGGGCUCUCCAAGGAAGAUGUGAAGGUAUCCAUAGAAAAUGACGUGCUUGUCAUCAAAGGCGAACACAAAAAGGAAGAAGGUGGAAAUGAUGAGCACUCGUGGGGGAGGAAUAUCAGCUCCUAUGACACUCGUUUGAGCCUCCCCGAUAAUAUUGAGAAAGAUAAAAUCAAAGCAGAACUGAAGGAUGGAGUACUUUUCAUCUCGAUUCCUAAGACUAAAGUUGAGAAGAAGGUCAUUGACGUGCAUGUCAACUAAAUUAAUAGCUCUCAAGCUAUUCUUGUUCUUGGCUUUUUUUGAAACCCUUGUGUAAAAUGUAAGUUUGCUAUUGCAUAAAAUAUAAGAAUGGCUUGAGAUA
Messenger RNA from Capsicum annuum, 1079 nucleotides. RefSeq names its product small heat shock protein, chloroplastic. Gene Ontology annotation, biological process: response to heat. NCBI's taxonomy places the organism in Eukaryota, Viridiplantae, Streptophyta, Magnoliopsida, Solanales, Solanaceae. The transcript is spliced from 2 exons. The record is from RefSeq and is a predicted model, not a curated record. The coding region runs from base 275 to 979 and encodes 234 amino acids.